GAUGUGAAAGGAGGCAGAUGAUCCCGGUAACACGUGUCAGUGCUGUAUUGUCAUCAGCAACUGGUUUGGACUGGAACUGCAGCGCACAUACAUGGCAAAGAGAGAUGCACGUGGCAUGUGUUUACAAUGCAAUUUACAGUAAGAAAAUUUAAAUAAAAGCAAUCCGAUUAAGCAAUUUCCAUAAACGCAGUUUACAUACAUUCUCCGUAUCACAGAAGACUACCCAUCAUGACAACUACCGGUUCGCCACACAGAUGGUUCCUUUAAAUACAGAUUAAUGCAAUUUAAAUGGAAAACAGUCACUAAAAGUCUUUUAAGCGUUGACGGGAAAUGAUCGAUGUUGUGUUGAUACUGCAGGCAGGCUGUGCUCAUUGUCACUGAAUAAGAAAGGAAGUUAGAGCAUCGAAAUGUGAAGCUUGGACCAGCGAGAACAGCUUCAAACCGGUUUAAACGCCUGGCAACAAAAGCCAGAGCUCGUACAGAACACACCGCACAAUGAUGAAGGACAGACCGGGAUGUUUCAGCUCAGCACAUCCACAAUCAUUCAUGUAGAUCAUAGUGGUCAUCUCACAUUAUGACACAAUGAUUAGACAUUUCAAAUCAUAACGCAGGAUUGUCCAAAGAGCCGGUUCAACAUCCUGAGCUGAAUUUACCACGGAAAUCAUCAUCAUUUCCCGGUUGGUGAGGAAUCCUUAUAAAUAUGAGUGCCCGGAACACAAAGCAAGCCCCGGACGGUGGAUGGGGUUGGGCCAUUGUGGUUGCCUCUUUCAUGGGUCAACUCCUGGCCUACGGGUCGCCCCAGUCAGUGGGGGUGCUUUACCCGGAGUGGCUGAACACCUUCCAGGACGGCAAAGGCAUGACAGCGUUGGUCGGCUCUCUCGUGUCUGGGGUGGGCCUCAUCGCUAGUCCCAUCUGCAGUGCCUGUGUUGUGAACUUCGGGGCCAGACCUGUGACCAUCUUCAGUGGGGUCAUGGUCUCUGGAGGACUUAUGCUUAGUGCUUUUGCACCCAAUGUUCAGUUUCUCAUAUUUUCCUAUGGGAUUGUUGUUGGACUAGGCUGUGGACUUGUUUAUGCUGCUACUGUAACCAUCACAUGCCAGUAUUUUGACAAGAGACGUGGUCUUGCUCUCGGCAUCGUUACAACAGGUACAAGUAUUGGAGGUUUUCUCUAUGCUACUGUGCAGAACGAGUUCAUUGCACUCUUUGGACUUGACGGCUGUCUUUUGCUUAUUGGCUGUUUUGCACUAAACAUCAUCGCUUGUGCUGGACUCAUGAGACCCCUGCAUCUGCCAGCCUACUACCUGAAACAGAGAGCAGCACUGGCCCAGAAGGCCGAGGAGAAGGUUCUGGAAAAGCCCCCUGUCGUUGAGGACCCAAUCAAGAAAAAUCAGUCCGUCAACGUACUAAUCACAGGGGAGACGAAAGACCCUUCGUCGUACGAAAAGAGCCUUGUGAGUUAUGCGGCACUGGUGCGGCUCGUGAAGAAGAAGCAGAAGGAGUACUCCGAAUACUUGCACUCGAUGGCGGAACUGUUUCAGAACUGGGUCUUCAUGGCCAUGUGCGUGUCUUUGUUCGCAUACUGCUUGGGAGCGUACACUCCUCUACUCUUCCUGGAGGAUUUGGCCCAGAGCGAGGGUCUGAUCAGCGGCAUCAGCACCAUCCCGCUGGUCUCCAUCAUGUCCAUUGCUGCUGGAGUGGGGAAGCUGCUGCUGGGCGUCAUGAUGGACAUCAGCUGGAUGAACAGCAUUUUUCUUUACGCUUUCACCCUGCUGGGAGCAGGGGUGGCUCUUCUCAUCAUCCCUGUCACCAAGAACUACGCUGGACUGCAGGUCAUUUCAGCGCUGCUGGGUUUUUUUUCUGGAAACUGGUCCGUCAUCCCCUACAUGACCACUAAGGUUGUGGGAAUGGAUCGUCUGACUGAGGCAUAUGGGAUCUUGAUGUUCUUUGGUGGAUUUAGUAUAAUGCUCGGACCACCAGUCGCAGGCUGGAUUUACGACUGGAUGCACUCUUAUGAUCUGGCGUUCUACUUCAGUGGAAGCUUUGUGCUGCUGGGAGGAGCUGGCCUUUUCCUCGCUGCCUUGUGCUGUUGGAACAAGAACCAGGAUGAAACCAACACGCCAGACACAGAAUGCAUUAAUGACUAUGACAAAGUGGCAACGGUUGCCUGAAGCACGACUACAAGAUGAACUGCUGUUCGCCGGGUGAAUUCCCACACUCUCUCAAUACAAAAAGCUGAAGCAUACUUUUUUACUCAGCAUAUUACACUGAAGAAUUCUAGCAAAUGAGGACAGUCAGACUUGUUUUUGUGGCCUUGUUUUAGGAGGCUCCGGAUCUGCAUAUACAAUUCCUACGGUUCCUUUUAGAUUUGUUUUGUUUACUGUACAGAUGGUAUUGAAAUAUAUGGAGAUGGUGGAGCUCUCAGUGCCAUGUUUCAUCAGUCGUAGACAAACAAUGUUUUCAAACAAAUCUCAAGUUUUAUGAGAUGGCUGUAUUGUUUUUGGUAUAGACACGCAAGACUUUACACUGCAACACUACAACUUGUACUGGUUAUGAUUUAACAAUCUGAAAAACGUUGAGCAGUAUUUGGACGGGUGAUAAUGUCUUGUGUUGUUGGUUAAUUUAUUGUGUCUGUAAAUGCUGUUCAUAAGGGUCAGGCGUGCAGCACUAGACUAACUGUGCUUUUAUGUUUAUGCCUUGUUUUCAAUGCCUUGUUAUGUAAAAUGUUGGAUUUUCUUAGUGAUACAGACUGUAGUCUGUAGUUGAAAACCACAUGCUAUAAAGCAAUAUGUAUCUGUGAAAUUGCUGUCAGGUUAUUUUUAUGGCAGUUUACCUAGCUUUUAAUUUCCUUAUUUGUGGACUUUUUGAAAAAACAGCUUAUAUUGACAGUUUUACACAUUUUGCUAUAUGUGUAUGUUUGUAUUUGUACUGCUUUCUGUUUGUUUCACUUUUUCCGACCUUGGCAAGACAUUGUUACUUGAAAUAAGUUUUUUUUUGUUAUAUUAAUAUUGAUGGAACAGUAAAAAGUGAAAUGGGACACUUUAAGACACACUUCACUGUUUAUAUUGUAAAAAACCAUCACAGUAAACUUGGUUAUGACACCUUUAGGUGGUGUUAUUAUUUAUGUUCCUUUAUUGUUUUAUUUUCAUUUUUAUGGUUUGUACUAUUAAAGUAUUGAGGAUA
Messenger RNA from Labeo rohita (rohu), 3179 nucleotides. It is a transcript of the gene slc16a9b, whose product is annotated as solute carrier family 16 member 9b. Lineage: Eukaryota; Metazoa; Chordata; Actinopteri; Cypriniformes; Cyprinidae. Gene Ontology annotation, biological process: monocarboxylic acid transport; transmembrane transport. Bases 701 to 2167 code for a protein of 488 amino acids. Gene Ontology annotation, molecular function: monocarboxylic acid transmembrane transporter activity. The record is from RefSeq and is a predicted model, not a curated record. The transcript is spliced from 6 exons.